CACUGACUGAUAAGCAAUUCAUUCUAACUAAUUCUCUGCUACCGAGAUAGAACAAAAAGAGCGACAAAAGAAAAGAUUUUGAAAUACGCGAUAGUGCCGGGAGCAUAAUUCCGUGGAACGCAUUGUGAUAGAAGCUACAUUUAGGUACAGUGUGAGGUUCGCAUCACAUCCACACACCACAUCUCCCAUCCGUGCAGUUCUUUUGAUACUCCUGCUAAAAGAUGCAUUCGGUACGAAUGCCCGUUGUUUGCCUGCUUCUGGUCGCAGUAACAAUCUGCAAUGUACAAUCGGCUGUUCCAGAACCAUCACCAUUGAACACGACAACAGUGGAGCCUGUGACAACGACUGCGGUUCCGACUACUUCAACAACAACCACCACUGUUAAGCCCGAGACAACGACGACGAAGCCGACAACAACAACCCAGAGUUCGACAUCAACAAUGGCCCCAACUACUACGACUACGACCACAACUAUGGCACCGUCCACUACCACCGUAGCACCGAGUCCGAAACCCAUGCCGGAACCGGAUAUGGGUACCUGGAGCUUUACCAACACGACCACUAACCGAACCUGCGUCAUCGCGCAGAUGUCCAUGCAGUUCAAUAUGAGCUAUUUCGAUGUCGAUGGCAAGCCGGUGAAUGUUCUGUACAACCUACCGAAGGAAGCGACCGUUAAAUCGGGUAUGUGUUUGAACACCUCGGACUAUAUUGAGCUGACCUGGCCCAUGGACAAGCAGAAUAACUACAGCUCGCUGCGACUUGACUUCGCACUGAACGCAACCGGACAUGAAUUUGCCUUUGUCGGCUUGCUUGUUAACAUGAAUGUCGUUGGGGAUGCCUUCCCGAACGCCAAGCCUCUUCAAAAGCUGGUGCUCGCCAACAAUCAGACGUUGUUCAAAACUCCGCAAGACAUGUCCUAUCACUGCAACAAAGCGCAAAUGCUGAACAUGACCUCAAACACCGCCGGGCUGGGAAUGCCUACUGUUACGGUCGCCAAGCUGCAGCUGGAAGCGUUCCACACCAAGCAAAAUAACAAAUUCUCGAUCGCCAAAGACUGUGAGGCCAUUGAUACCCCCGACAUCGUCCCGAUUGCCGUUGGUUGCGCCCUGGUGACGCUGAUCAUCAUAAUGCUUGUCGCAUAUCUUGUCGGUCGCAACAGUGCUCACAGCCAGGGCUACUACAGCAUGUAAAUAUGCUUCCCGGGCACUGGUUUUCUUGUAUAGGUGUUUUUCUUUUCUUUUUCGGGUACGACCCGAAGCAGGCAUCUCCGCAAACGCCAUGUUGCGAGACCGCCGUUUGGGAAUUGUGUACGAUCCUUCGUUUUUCUUUAGUUACUCUUAUUAUUUUUCUUUCAAUUUCUGGCCUUACUCCCCUGUCGCUUUUUUUUUGUGUGGAAAGCGGAUCAACUUACAUUCAUACGUUCGCGGCUGAUUCCGCGUUAUCCGCACGUGAGUUUGGUAGACUACAACGUGAUAAAAAGGCCAAUUGAUAGUUUCCAUCUUUUGAUCGUGUUAGAAAAUGAAUUGGAGUACGUCAAUCGAUUCCGUUUAGAAUUAGUUGAUCAUUCUUCUUGAGCGUAGUGAUCACAAACCAUUCUUUUCGCGAGAAUGUGAAUUAUUUUAAACACGGAAAUGUCGCAAUUUGCUGUGCAUCAUCCGUCGACUGGGUAAAAUGAAACUAGGAUGAUAACAAAAGAAAAAAAAACAGUACAAGGACUUAUGCUUGCA
Molecule: messenger RNA, 1727 nt
Organism: Anopheles nili
Lineage: Eukaryota; Metazoa; Arthropoda; Insecta; Diptera; Culicidae
Product: lysosome-associated membrane glycoprotein 1-like
Exons: 4
Coding region: 222-1190 (322 amino acids)
Cellular component (GO): membrane
Source: RefSeq, a predicted model, not a curated record